GCCCAUAAAGACGCAACUGUUUAUGUGGAAGUUGGAACGGCGUCUGCCCCAUCCGUCCCACUGCGCCCCACUUGAACUCAAAACGCCAAAACGCACCGUCUGAAGCUUUUCCGAUUUCCCCAAAUUCAACCGGUUACCAUCGUUUUUCUCGGCGAAUGAAACCCUAGGACCGUGAUUUAGGUACUCUGAAUUUAUAUUCGAACGUGGAGAAAUUGUGUUUGUUCGUUACCAUUUUACCUGAAUAAUUGAAAAAGGUUUUAUGUGGCAUUGAUUCUGCUGGCUCGCGCGCGCGAGAGAGAGAGAUGGGAAGAACAGCUGUGGCAGUGAUUGUGAGCUUGUGGGUCAUUCCCGUCUCCAUUCUUGUUAAUCGCAUAGUUCCUGAGCCUUACAUGGAUGAGAUAUUCCAUGCACCCCAGGCUCAACAGUACUGCAAAGGAAACUUUAGAAGCUGGGAUCCGAUGAUUACCACUCCUCCUGGCCUGUACUAUCUUUCACUUGCCCAUGUUGCUUCUUUGUUUCCAGGCAUGUUCCUUAUACAAGCAGCCUCAUCAAUUUCUGAAGUCUGCACCACUGCAAUUCUUCGAUCUGUAAAUGGUGUUUUGGCGUUGUUAUGCAGCAUGCUUGUAUAUGAGAUAAUCACCCACUUGAGACCAACUCUUAGUGAACGAAAAGCAACAAUUAUUGCAGUGGUCCUAGCCUUAUAUCCCCUCCACUGGUUCUUCACUUUUCUCUAUUAUACAGAUGUUGCAUCGCUUACUGCAGUGCUUGCUAUGUAUCUUGCGAGUUUGAAGAAGAGUUACUGGUUCAGUGCAUUGCUAGGUGCCUUGGCUGUUGUCAUUCGACAGACCAAUAUAAUAUGGAUGCUUUUUGUUGCAUGCAUUGGGGUUAUAGAUACUACUCUGACCCAGAAAAGAGAUAAAAUAGAAGUAAGUGAAAAUGAAAUUGAUGCAGCAAUGAGGAAAACUGAUAGAUUAACUUCAAACAAUAAUGUCACAUGGGGCUUGAACUUGAGAAAGCGAAAGUUCAGUAGCACCUUGGACACUGAUAAACAUUCUAUACCAAGUACAAGCAUCUUUUCGGCAAACUUCACAUCAGGUUUGCUUGAUGAGGUUCAGGUCAUCUUAUUAAGAUCAUGGCAUAUGAAGUGGAAGCUUUUGGUUUCCUUUAGCCCUUUUCUCAUGGUAUUAGUGGCUUUUUUGGCUUUUGUUCGUUGGAAUGGGAGUGUAGUUCUAGGUGCAAAAGAAGCUCAUGCAGUUUCACCUCAUUUUGCGCAGAUAAUGUAUUUUGGUCUGGUUUCUGUUCUUGCUAUGGCUCCUCUGCACUGCAGUUUUGGUCAAAUCAUAGACAUGUUCCAGUCAUUUUGGAAGAGAAGGCCUGUUAGUUUCUUUCAAGUGUUGAUGGCUGUCAUUGCUGGCUUCUUCUCUGUGCACUAUUUCAGCAUAGCUCAUCCCUAUCUUCUUGCUGACAAUCGACAUUAUCCAUUCUACAUCUGGCGCAAGCUCAUCAAUGCUCAUUGGUCAAUGAAAUACCUUCUGGUCCCGCUCUAUGUUUAUUCAUGGUUUUCAAUCCUCAGUGUAUUGGGGAAAGUUCAGAGGAAGAUAUGGGUGUUGGCAUUCUUCUUGGCUACUGCUGCAGUUCUGGUUCCCGCUCCACUGAUUGAGUUCAGAUACUAUACUAUACCAUUCUAUUUGUUGAUACUUCAUUCCCCUAUUACUGAUUAUCAAAGCUGGCUUCUCAUGGGGUUUCUAUAUCUAGCCCUCAAUGUUCUCACAAUGAUGCUUUUUUUGUUUCGGCCUUUCCAUUGGAGCCAUGAGCCUGGCAUCCAGAGGUUUAUAUGGUAGAAAGUUUCUAAGAAAUGCUAAAGCUCCAUCAGAUCUUUACACACGCCAUUUUUGGGUGGUAUUGUUUUUUCAUCCAUGAAGAAGGGAUUUUCAACAAGAAAUUCUUUGUUUGAA
This is a messenger RNA of Alnus glutinosa, 1955 nucleotides long. Its product is annotated as dol-P-Glc:Glc(2)Man(9)GlcNAc(2)-PP-Dol alpha-1,2-glucosyltransferase. The record is from RefSeq and is a predicted model, not a curated record. The coding region runs from base 303 to 1841 and encodes 512 amino acids. The transcript has 8 exons. Gene Ontology annotation, biological process: protein N-linked glycosylation; dolichol-linked oligosaccharide biosynthetic process. Gene Ontology annotation, cellular component: endoplasmic reticulum. NCBI's taxonomy places the organism in Eukaryota, Viridiplantae, Streptophyta, Magnoliopsida, Fagales, Betulaceae. Gene Ontology annotation, molecular function: dolichyl pyrophosphate Glc2Man9GlcNAc2 alpha-1,2-glucosyltransferase activity.